CAGCUUUCCAUCUGGAGGAGCGCACAGAGGAGCGAAGUCCGAUGGAGCGGCAGCAGCGGUUCACCUCACACAACUGAACAAACACACACGACCUCAGUUUGAAUAUAUUGCCUGUUUGCGCAAAAACACGAAAGGGAUUUUGCCAGCAUCUAGAAGCAACAGGAAAACUUCUGAUUGCGUAAACCGUCGCCAAAAACGGGAGACAGGAUGGAUCCUUCGCGGCUGCUGUAUCUUCUGCUAUUGUACGGUGGUCUGCCAAAAGUUUUAUCAGUUCAGAUGUGUGACGUUGUGAACGAGAUUGAGCUGGAGAAAGAACGCUGCGCAAACAGCACCUCUGGGAACGUCACCUCAGGUUGCCAAGGCAUGUGGGACAUCGUCGCUUGUUGGCCUUCAGCCCGAGUGGGAGAGGUGGUGACAAUAACCUGCCCUACGUACUUCAGCUACUUCAGUGACCAACAAAGAGGAAACCUCUCUAAAACCUGCACAGCAGACGGCUGGACUGAGAUGCAUCCCAUUGACGUUGCUGUGAACUGUGGAUACAAUCUCAACAGCACCAAUGAUGAUGGAAAGUUUUUCUGGCAAGUGAAGAUCGGCUACACCAUUGGUCACAGUGUUUCACUCAUCUCUCUGACCACAGCUAUUGUUAUCCUCUGCAUCUUCAGGAAGCUCCACUGCACAAGGAACUACAUCCACAUGCAUCUGUUUGUGUCAUUUAUCCUGAAGGCCAUCGCUGUGUUCAUCAAGGAUGUGGUUCUCUAUGAGGUCGGGGAAGUGGACAACUGCUCCUCAGGCUCUGUUGGCUGCAAAGCAGUGAUUGUGUUCUUCCAGUACUGUAUAAUGGCCAGUUUCUUCUGGCUGCUGGUGGAGGGCCUUUAUCUUCACGCAUUGCUAGCUGUCUCUUUCUUCUCCGAGAGGAAGUACUUCUGGGCUUACAUUUUGAUUGGCUGGGGAGGUCCAGCAAUUUUCAUCACAGCUUGGAGCAUUGCUAAAGCCUACUAUAAUGAUGUGGGGUGCUGGGACAUAAUCGAGAACACUCAUGUGUUCUGGUGGAUCAUUAAAACCCCCAUUUUAGCAUCAAUCCUGAUGAACUUUAUCCUAUUCAUCUGCAUCAUUCGAAUACUUCGUCAGAAGAUCAACUGCCCAGAUAUUGGAAGAAAUGAGUCCAACCAAUAUUUGAGACUUGCAAAAUCCACGCUGCUUUUGAUUCCUCUGUUUGGGAUAAAUUUUAUAGUGUUUGCAUUUAUCCCAGAGCAAGUGAAGACUGAGUUACGGCUGGUUUUUGACUUGAUUCUUGGAUCAUUUCAGGGCUUUGUGGUCGCUGUCCUUUAUUGCUUCCUCAAUGGUGAGGUCCAAGGAGAGAUCAAAAGGAAGUGGAGGAGGUGGCACUUACAGAGAUACAUGGGCUCAGACACCAAAUACCAACAUCCAUCUAUUGGCAGCAGCAACAACUUCAGCACCCAGAUCACCAUGUUGACACGUUGCAGCCCCAAAACCCGAAGGGGUUCAUCCUCCUGUCAAGAUGACUUGUCUUGCAUAUGAGCCACAAAAGCUAAACAUGUACAAAAUGUUUUCAUGCCAAACAUUAGGCACAUAGACGCAGCAUAUGGAAGCUCUUUAAUGAUAAAAAUAAACACUCCCUCAUUGGCACAUGCACGCUCUCGGUAGUGGUGAGGGUAAAAGAAGUCAUUCUCUAAGUGGCCCUUUAUCUUCACACAUCUUUCAGAAAAUAAGUUAAAGUGACAAAGAGACACAGCCAUCACUUCAGAAGCAUAACCUUUGCACAUCUGAAUACUGUUCAGCUUUUCUUUAUGCUUUAAAUUUUUAAAGCACCUCAACAGGUGAAUUUGUGAGUCAUAUCAUUACAUGUAAUUUCCACAAUGAUUAUUAAGCUUCUUGUUUUCUCAGAGACAGGGCAAAGUGACAUAUCACAUAUGAAUGUGUUAAAACGAGAGAUAGAAAUGUGAAUUGCACCAGCAGACACACAAUCUGAUGUGAUUUUGAACUGACAGAAAAACUAAAUCUGGUAUUAAUUAAUUAAUAACAAAUUAAGCUGCAGCCAUAGAGGAAACUGAGCGGAAGUCUUACACAUGCAAAAAGGUGUGAGUAUAUGAAUUUUGUUAGGAAAUGUGGUUUAAAUAAUACCAAGUGAAUUAAGAUAAACAAAAUUGUAUGCAAUAUUUAGUUUCCUCACUGUGAGGGCAUGCAGAAAAAGAAAGAUCGGUGCAGAGUUUUGCAUGAGAGCUGUAGCUUCUGACUGGAUGACCAGUGUGACGAUGAUUCACAGUGAUGGUUCUGGAGCACAGAUGCCUUUCUGUGCACUAUCAGUCUCACAGACUGAUUGCCCUUUGCCUUCGCUUGUAUCAGCACAGCUCUCCCAUUGGGUCUGUGUGAUUCUGUUCUGAUGGGUGGGAAUGGUUUCCUUUAUUCCAGGCUCUGUUUCAGGCAGUCUGGGAGGUUUAUCACUGGUAUUUGCCUGGUUUCCGAGUUUUCAAGAAACAGUUCUCAGGCUGUUGAGACUGUUGCAUUGCGAAGCAGCUCUGGAGAGGAAAUGCCUUUACACAACUCAUUCCUUGAAUGUUUACAUUUACUCUGGUGGAGACAAAACAUGUGUACAGUGUAUAGAAAAUGAAACACUAUGAAUUUUAGUGCCAAAUGGAUUUUGCA
Melanotaenia boesemani (Boeseman's rainbowfish) is the source of this 2664-nucleotide messenger RNA. It is a transcript of the gene vipr1b, whose product is annotated as vasoactive intestinal peptide receptor 1b. The coding region runs from base 208 to 1539 and encodes 443 amino acids. Gene Ontology annotation, molecular function: peptide hormone binding; vasoactive intestinal polypeptide receptor activity; G protein-coupled peptide receptor activity. Lineage: Eukaryota; Metazoa; Chordata; Actinopteri; Atheriniformes; Melanotaeniidae. Gene Ontology annotation, biological process: adenylate cyclase-modulating G protein-coupled receptor signaling pathway; cell surface receptor signaling pathway. Gene Ontology annotation, cellular component: plasma membrane. The transcript has 13 exons. The record is from RefSeq and is a predicted model, not a curated record.